AUGGAUUGUACUCACGGAGUACGUUCAUGUCCGACUUUUUGUGUAUUGAAGACUGUGGUUGUUGCAGUCGGGGCGAUUUCUAUGCUGUUUUUCCCGCUCGGCGAUCCGUACGAAGUAUGCAGAAGUACAAAUACAGCUCUAAAACAAAAUGUCCCGAUGGUCUGUUUGUGUGACUUCUAUAUCGAGGCAGUGAAAUUUUUUACCAAAACAAAGGAAGUUACAGAGGUAAUGGUGAGGAAAACGUUCGUUCUGCUAUAUGAAGCUAAACUAAAGUUCUACAAUAUCUUGAAUAACUUGGACGGUGGCGACUUGUAUCAGUCAAUUUGUUGUAAGGAUAGUGAGAUUGGUCCAGGAGAAGAUGGACGUACACGACCCAUUUGCAAAUGUUCAAGAAAAUGCUUUAAGAAAAACACUGUUUAA
Molecule: messenger RNA, 420 nt
Organism: Vanessa tameamea
Lineage: Eukaryota; Metazoa; Arthropoda; Insecta; Lepidoptera; Nymphalidae
Exons: 6
Coding region: 1-420 (139 amino acids)
Source: RefSeq, a predicted model, not a curated record